UCAGGGUGAUGCAAAACCAUUCCAAAACCUUACUCUUGAACGUUCUCCCACCUCCCACUCUUGAACGUCUCCCUCUUCAGACGGUCUCCGGCGAGGGCUAUCUUCAUCUUCUCCGUCGAUCUCUGCUCUCUCAAGAUAUCGAUGAAAAUCGCAAUAGAAGGAUGCAUGCAUGGGGAUUUGGAUAAUGUUUAUGCAACUCUCUUGCAUUUACAAGAAGCUGAGAAGACAAAAAUUGAUCUUCUAAUUUGUUGUGGUGAUUUCCAGGCUGUUAGGAAUGAGAAGGAUUUGGAAAGCUUAAGUGUACCACCUAAAUACAGGAGCAUGAAUUCUUUCUGGAAGUACUACUCCGGAGAAAAAGUAGCUCCAUUUCCGACUAUAUUCAUCGGAGGAAAUCAUGAAGCAUCCAAUUAUCUCUGGGAAUUAUACCAUGGUGGAUGGGCAGCACCUCAUAUAUACUACUUGGGAUUUGCAGGAGUGGUCAACUUUGGGAGUGUUCGCAUUGGUGGUCUUUCUGGGAUUUACAAGUCUCGUGACUAUCAUUUAGGACAUUUUGAAAGACCUCCGUAUAACAAUAGUGAUGUCAAGUCAGUGUACCAUGUGCGGGAGUAUGAUGUUCACAAGCUCAUGCAAGUUGAGGAACCUAUUGAUAUUUUCAUUUCACAUGAUUGGCCCCUUGGCAUCACUGACCAUGGGAACUGGAAAGACCUUGUCUGCGAUAAGCCUCAUUUUGAGAAGGAGAUUCAGGACAGAACUUUGGGAAGUAAACCAGCUGCAGAGUUGCUAGAAAAAUUGAAACCUUCUUACUGGUUCUCUGCUCACUUACAUUGCAAGUUUGCUGCUCUAGUUCAACAUGAGGAUGGAGGUCCAGUUACAAAAUUUCUUGCUCUAGAUAAGUGUAUCCCAAGACGAAAAUUUUUGCAGAUUAUUGAAGUUGAAUCAGACCCUGGGCCACAUGAAAUUCAGUAUGACGAAGAGUGGCUAGCAAUAACCCGUAGGUUCCAUUCCGUUUUCCCCCUGACUGCAAAACGUGCCAAUUUUGGGUGUCUACAGCUUGACAUGGAAGAAUGUCGUCGAUGGGUAAGGAGUAAACUGCAAUCUAGAGGGACUAAACCUUUUGAGUUUGUUCGGACAGUUCCAUGCCACAAUUCUUCCGAGACUGUUGCUAAUGGACAUAAUCGUAAUCCUCAAACAGAAGCUUUGUUACAGUUUUUAGAACUUCCGUACAUUCUUGACGAGAAUGAGCCCGCUCACAGUCCAGCAUUAUCUAUUUCCAGAGCAGCAGGUCCAAUUGACUAUGAUAGCGAAGAUGGACCCGUUGAGGAUGUGGAUGAAAUAGAACUUCCGGAAGAAGACGAUGAAGAAUCAUGAGAUCUAGAUGUUUCCCGCUUACCUCCUUCCUUAUUUUUGUCGCACAAAUUUCGUAUUGCAAGUGGAAGCUCUUUUUACGCCUUUCGCUAGAGGUGAUCAUUUGUAGGUUGGGUUUGCCUAUUUUUUUGUUUAACAUGUGGAAAAACGAUCUGUUCUUUUCAAAUUAUAUAACAUCUAUAUAUGGCAAAUACUCAUGUAAAAAUAAAUGAUUUUGUACGUGAAUCAACCUAUGUUUUGUUUUACC
Cynara cardunculus var. scolymus (artichoke) is the source of this 1612-nucleotide messenger RNA. Its product is annotated as lariat debranching enzyme. Bases 142 to 1368 code for a protein of 408 amino acids. NCBI's taxonomy places the organism in Eukaryota, Viridiplantae, Streptophyta, Magnoliopsida, Asterales, Asteraceae. Gene Ontology annotation, biological process: mRNA splicing, via spliceosome. Gene Ontology annotation, cellular component: nucleus. The transcript is spliced from 10 exons. The record is from RefSeq and is a predicted model, not a curated record. Gene Ontology annotation, molecular function: RNA lariat debranching enzyme activity.